CAGCGGCCGUACUUGAUUCUAUCGGGGCAGGAAGUUCCCUACGCUGCAGCAUUUCCGAUGUCAAGCUGGUAACGUGAGCUAUUUAAAGGAGACUUCCUCCAUCUUUCUUCGUAUCUGUUUUGUGUGUGUUUUUAACCGGGAUAUGACGCACUAAAGGACCCGACGGAAAUAGAACUGAAAGCGUUCUAAAAUGGCGAACCGCACGGUGAAGGAUGCCCACAGCAUUCACGGCACCAACCCGCAGUAUCUGGUGGAGAAGAUCAUUCGGACUCGAAUCUAUGAGUCCAAGUAUUGGAAAGAGGAGUGCUUUGGCCUUACGGCUGAACUUGUAGUUGAUAAAGCCAUGGAGUUAAGGUUUGUCGGUGGCGUCUAUGGUGGCAACAUAAAGCCAACUCCCUUUCUGUGUUUGACCUUGAAGAUGCUUCAGAUUCAACCAGAGAAGGAUAUCAUUGUUGAGUUUAUAAAAAAUGAAGAUUUCAAGUAUGUACGCAUGUUGGGAGCACUUUAUAUGAGGCUGACAGGUACUGCAAUUGAUUGCUACAAAUACUUGGAGCCUCUGUACAAUGAUUAUAGAAAAAUUAAGAGCCAGAACCGAAAUGGAGAGUUUGAACUGAUGCACGUAGAUGAGUUCAUUGAUGAACUACUACACAGUGAGAGAGUCUGUGAUAUCAUUCUGCCCCGGCUACAGAAACGCUAUGUGCUAGAGGAAGCUGAGCAAUUGGAGCCUCGGGUUAGCGCUCUAGAAGAGGACAUGGAUGAUGUCGAGUCCAGUGAGGAAGAGGAAGAAGAGGAUGAGAAGUUGGAGAGAGUACCAUCACCUGAUCACCGCCGGAGAAGCUACCGAGACUUGGACAAGCCCCGUCGCUCUCCCACACUGCGCUACAGGAGAAGUAGGAGCCGGUCUCCCAGAAGGCGGAGUCGGUCUCCAAAAAGGAGGAGCCCUUCCCCUCGCCGAGAGAGGCAUCGGAGCAAGAGUCCAAGACGUCACCGCAGCCGGUCCCGAGAUAGACGGCACAGAUCCCGCUCCAAGUCCCCAGGUCAUCACCGUAGUCAUAGACACAGGAGCCACUCAAAAUCUCCUGAAAGAUCUAAGAAAAGCCACAAGAAGAGCCGGAGAGGAAAUGAGUAAUGGACUCAGUUUAGGUUUAGUCCAAAGAGCCUCCUGCAAAUAUGAAGUCAUCUCUCUAUGUGGAAGGACUAAGAUCUACUCCCACGGCAGCUAUAAGACUAUUUUAGGGUGUUUUUGUUUUUUAACCUGAAAGUCCAUUUUUUUGUUUGUUUUUGGUAAUGAAAGAGGUGCUUAGUUUUGUAUCUCUUUUUGAAUCCUAAUCCAUAUUUGAGGGAUAAUGCUCCCCAAGGGCUGCUUUUGAUCCCUUGUACAACAAACACUGAGGAUUUGGGAAGUGGAGGGUAUGUAUGACAAGGAGAGGAUAUGGCGGCCUAGUGAUCCUUUUGUUAUUAAAUUUAACAUUCCAUCUUUCUGUGGUUUCAUUUUUAGUUUGCUCCCUGAUUGGAACUGUUUUGAGAACCCUAAGAUUUGUGCUGCUGCUGUUAUAUUCAAAGAUCAAGUUAGUAAAACAUUAAUGCUUUUCCCCCCCAGCAGUAGCAAGUGAUAAUAAACAUGAGAACUGAUUAAUAGCAGUUUUGUAAGAAAAUAAUGCAAUGCAAGGCUUCUUCUGGAUCAUUUAAUCCAGUUGCACUGAACAGUUCAACAAACAGUAAAAUUUAACACCUUUUAUACAGCAUUCUUAUAUAUUGUUUCUCCUUCCACAAGCCUUGAAUUCCAGGUUAAGAUGCUCAGCCUUUAUUCUACAAGAAUUGACAUUAUCCAAGUCUAGUCAGUAGCAGUAGGGCAACAAGAUUGAAAAGGUAAUGUCACUCAGGGUUUUGACCUGAAUUGUUGGACAAUAGUGCCAUUCACAAAGCCAGAAAAUAUAGCAGGAAGAGACCAGGAUUUACAGGGGCAGGUAGUGGAAGUUGUAGUGAAAAUGAUUCAAUCAGUUUAACUUUAGACAACUAUAGUAUGUCUAGGCAAAGCCCAGAAAGUUGGAACUAGGAACUGGAGUUGAACAUAGUGAGCUAGCCUUGAAUUGACAAUGUUUGGAUAAUUGUGGAUGUGCAGAAUUAAAAAGAGUGCCCCAGGAGUGUUUGUAUAUGUAGGAAAAGCCAAUAAUAGAAUCAUAGGCAACAGCACUGCUGAGAGGAAGAAGUGCAGUCAUGGGUUGAAAACUGCAAUGAAUCAUUCAGAAAGGAGAAUUAGAAGAGGACGCAGAAGCAGAAUGACUGAAAAAUGUUCAUGGGGUCCCUGGCCGGUGUGCCUCAAUGGUUAAAGCAAAGGGUCAUGGGUUCAAUUUCCAGUCAAGGGCAUGUACUUGGGUUGCAGGUUCACUCCCCACCCCAGUCUUGAUGCAUCCGUGAGGCAUCCAAUCCAUGGGUCUCUUUAGCAUUGAUGUUUCCCUCCGAAAAAAGCAAUUAGGGGGGGAGGUGGGGGGGGACAUCAUCUGGUGAGGAUUAACAACAAACAACAAAAAUGUUCAUGGGCAUUGAUAAUCAAGAGGAGAGGAUGUUGGGAUCUUUGCUAGAAAAGUUCCAUUUACCUGUACUUACCUUUCCUCCUUUAAAAAUGGAAAAGUGAUUGAAUGACUUCCUGCAGCUCUGGUCCCAACAAGAAUUGUGAAUACCAACUGCCUCACAGGAUGGAUCCAGUUUCUUGGAAAGCCAUAUCUGGUCACAGGAUUCACAAUCUAUUGCUUGCUAUUGAACUGAAGGAUUGUUGCAGCAAUAUUAAAGCAUUUGAGCAUCAUUUUCAUGAUUUCAAAUUCUUCAAUGAUUCUUCUUUUGAAGAUACUUCAGCUAAUAAGAGUUGUCCAUCAGAGCUAUUUUGGUUUAUCAUACAACUAUAUAUGACUGCCUUUAAAAAUUAAAUAUAAGCACCUCUGUUUA
This is a messenger RNA of Myotis brandtii (Brandt's bat), 2943 nucleotides long. RefSeq names its product pre-mRNA processing factor 38A (gene PRPF38A). Bases 191 to 1129 code for a protein of 312 amino acids. The transcript has 10 exons. Lineage: Eukaryota; Metazoa; Chordata; Mammalia; Chiroptera; Vespertilionidae. Gene Ontology annotation, cellular component: precatalytic spliceosome. The record is from RefSeq and is a predicted model, not a curated record.